AUGGCUGCGCCAGCAGAGGUGGUGGCACCGCCGCUUCAGUAUGUCCCGAUGACGAAAGGCGCCCAGAACUCACUGAUUGCUAUUUCGUUCCUAUGGGUCAUUUUUGCUACAGUAGUCUUUGCUCGGCUAUGGGGACGAUUCCGUGGAGUAGGAAUAGGCGGAGACGACAUUCUCGCAGUGGUUGCUUGUUUACUGUCUUGUAGCACAAUAGGUUUGAGCGUUGCUGUGUUUACAACUGGAGUUGGUUACGAUUUCGACCCAAGCUCCGAAGUGUACCCCGAAUUGGUCAACAACUUGCAGUAUAUCUUGAAGGUGACGUUUGCCUUCACAUUGGUCUAUCUCUGGGCGCUCGCGACUUUGAAACUCAGUCAGCUCUGGUUCUACUAUAGAGCCUUCGCCCUGCAACUCAGCAAGUGGAUCUAUGUCGUCGCAGGCAUCGUCGUCAUCUGGGCUUUGGUUUUCACUUUCAUCUUCAUCUUCCUAUGCAAUCCGAUUUCGCAACAAUGGACUGUGAUGCGUAUUGGCCAUUGCAUGGACCAGAUUCUGGUCUUGAAAUGCAUUAUCAUGACAAACGUCGUGACUGACCUUUUCAUUGUCAUCUUGCCUAUCUGGACAGUGUGGCAGUUGCAGAUGCGAAAGACGGAGAAAGUUGCCGUCAUCGCGUGUUUUGCGCUCGGUCUUGCCUGCUGUGUAAUCGGCAUUGUUCGCUUCUGGCAGAUCUUUGUCAUCGACUUGACCGGGAACCUUACCGGUACCUCCCUAACGACUUUUAUGCUCUGCACCGUGGAGUUGAUGCUUGCGGGUCUUUGUAUCAAUAUUCCAAUGCUUCGACCAUUCUACCUAAGAUGGAGAGCGAAGUAUAAAUCCUCCUCCCUCGGAAACUCCAACAGUCAGAGCGGGUUCAAGGGAUCGGGAAAUCAACUCAAGGUCCCACCCAAGCCUGGUCAAUACACCGCUUGGAUUGAGUUGAACGAGCAAGAUGGUCAUGAGACGGUUAGCAAUGACGGCGGGUCCGAACGGAAGCUGACGAGAGAGCAACCGGAGUCGGCGAUUAAAGUCCAUACCAACUGGAAGGUCACUAGGGAAUAA
Molecule: messenger RNA, 1089 nt
Organism: Colletotrichum truncatum
Lineage: Eukaryota; Fungi; Ascomycota; Sordariomycetes; Glomerellales; Glomerellaceae
Source: RefSeq, a predicted model, not a curated record